Saccostrea cuccullata (small rock oyster) is the source of this 831-nucleotide messenger RNA. RefSeq lists its product as uncharacterized. The record is from RefSeq and is a predicted model, not a curated record. Lineage: Eukaryota; Metazoa; Mollusca; Bivalvia; Ostreida; Ostreidae. The transcript has 7 exons. Bases 202 to 831 code for a protein of 209 amino acids.
AUCAGCUAAAAAUCAUUUCCAUAGAAAAUUGAUAACCAUUAUUUCAUAAUUAGUUUAUAAAAAAAAUUAAAAACGGAUCCGUGGAAAUACAGUAUGGACCUUCCUUACAUCUGAAAUGAAUGAGAGGUCUCUUGUGUAUAAAAUUGAUAAAGGUGGAGAAAUUUUAAGAAGUUGAAAAUAGGCAAAGUCAAAAGACGGCAUAUGAAGAUGCAAAGUGGAAAAGGAAGUCAAGAUAUUCUGAUGUAUUUCGUUAUUUACCUUAUUCUUCAUGGAAAGGUAGGUAUUAUUGACGCUGAUACAUGUAAAGCAUCAAAACCAACACAAACAACGGUACAUUCUUGCCCACACACUUCAUCAGAACUUCAGAAGGCAAAAGAAGAAAAAGAUUGUGAAAGUAUAGCAACAUUACAAAACUGUUCUAAACCGGAGGAGUUUGUUUAUCAUUGUCUUCCAAGCACAAAAAAGGACAAACUGUAUGAAGUGUGUGCUCCAGCGAUCUACUCAUUAGGUUAUUGCAUUGGAUACGACGACCUCAAUCAAAAUGUUCAGAUUUUAUUCAAGGAUUCCUGCACUGCAAGUAGCUGUUUACAAAGAUUUUCUUCCGCAGACGUAUUGAAAUAUGCCUAUUGUCAACAGCUUCUGCGGAAUGUGGAAAAGAGUGAUUUAACCUCUCCACAAUCACCACCUAGAGGGCAUGUAGGGACUUCAUGGGUUUGUAAUCCAGGUCAUGAUCAAAGCACCGUGAUUAUUCUAAUAUGUUUUCUUCUGUUUCUUGUCUUUACAAUUGUCAUUGGGAUAAUAUGGAGAAAGAGGAUAUUAGAAAGUAAGUAA